Molecule: messenger RNA, 2706 nt
Organism: Nelumbo nucifera (sacred lotus)
Lineage: Eukaryota; Viridiplantae; Streptophyta; Magnoliopsida; Proteales; Nelumbonaceae
Product: alpha/beta-Hydrolases superfamily protein
Biological process (GO): proteolysis
Molecular function (GO): serine-type peptidase activity
Source: RefSeq, a predicted model, not a curated record
GAAAUAAUAUAAUUGAAAGUGUUGAAGUGUCUACAGUCUACAGUCUACACUCUACAGUUAAAAAGCUUAAAAUAAAGAAGUGAUCAAGUGAAGCGUCCAAGGAUUCAUUGCGCGCCACGUUACGUGCUGUUGGUCAUUCUAAUUUCUAAAGAAGAGGACCAUCUGAUUCUGAAUGAAUGCCCUUAAAAGGCUUAAAUCAAUCAAUUAAUCCCUACAUAUAUGGCCUUGUUGGCCCUAACUGGUUUUAGUCGUUUCACGGGUGGAUGCUCGUCUUUUCUUUAUCUAUCCGGCUUAAGCUUGAACUUUAACCAUCUUCCUAGAUUCAUUGGCACAGUCUCGAUCAAAGGGCCGCUGCAGCAGCAGCAACAGAGCUUGAAUUCGAGGUCGAGGGUGAUGGCGUCAUCAUCAUCAGCUGAAGAGAAGGUUACGGCGCCUUAUGGCUCCUGGAAGUCUCCCCUUACCGCCGACGUCGUCUCCGGGGCCGAGAAGCGGUUGGGUGGCAUUGCGGUCGAUGGUCAAGGUCGCCUUGUCUGGGCUGAGUCUCGUCCUACUGAAUCAGGGCGGGUAGUUCUGGUUAUGGAAGCAGAGAAAUCGGGUGAAGAACCUAUUGAUAUUAUACCUAAAGAGUUUGCAGUGCGGACAGUGGCUCAAGAGUAUGGAGGUGGAGCAUUUGCAGUUUCUGGGGACAUUGUCGUUUUUUCAAAUUACAAGGACCAAAGGCUGUACAGGCAGUUUAUUGGAUCUAAAGAUUCCUUCCCUGUACCACUCACCCCAGAUUAUGGUGGACCUGUGGUUCGUUAUGCAGAUGGAGUGUUUGAUUCACGCUUUAAUCGUUAUGUCACCGUAAGGGAAGAUCAUCGUGAAAGUAGCACAAAUCCAACUACAACAAUUGUAUCCAUAGACCUAAAUGGUAAUAUCCAAGAACCAAAGGGUUUAGUUGGUGGCAAUGAUUUCUAUGCCUUCCCACGCAUGGACCAAGAAGGAAAGCGCAUGGCAUGGAUUGAAUGGAGCCACCCUAACAUGCAUUGGGACAAAGCAGAACUUUGGGUCGGCUAUAUUUCUCAGGAUGGGGGUGUUUGCAAACGCAUCUGUGUUGCUGGUGGUGAUGGUACAAUGAUAGAAUCUCCAACUGAGCCCAAAUGGUCUUCAAAAGGGGAACUAUUCUUCAUCUCAGAUAGAAAAAGUGGAUUCUGGAAUCUCUAUAAAUGGAUUGAACACACGGAUGAAGUGCUAGUAGUGUAUUCCCUGGAUGCGGAGUUCACAAGGCCACUGUGGGUUUUUGGCAUCAAUUCCUAUGAUUUUAUUCAUAGCCCUCGAGAAAACAAUUUAAUUGCAUGCAGCUACAGGAAAAAUGGGAGGUCAUUUCUUGGAAUUAUAGAUGAUGUCAAGAACUCCAUAUCCAUCCUUGACAUACCCUUCACUGACAUAAAUAAUAUUAUUUCAUGGUACCACUACUUAUACAUUGAAGGAACAUCAGCAAUUCAUCCAUUAUCAGUGGCAAAGGUGACAUUAGAUGAGAGUAAACCAAGAGCAGUUAAUUUCUCAAUUUUUUGGUCUGCUUCUCCAGACAGUACAAAAUAUAAAUCAUAUUUUAGCAUACCAGAGUUGAUAGAAUUUCCAACAGGAUUUGCGGGUCAAAGUGCCUAUGCAUAUUUUUAUCCUCCAUCCAAUCCUUGUUAUCAAGCCAGUCAAGAGGAGAAGCCUCCAUUGUUACUGAAAAGCCAUGGAGGGCCUACAGCUGAAUCACGUGGAAUAUUAGAUCUUAGUGUUCAAUAUUGGACUAGUCGAGGAUGGGCAUUUGUUGAUGUCAAUUAUGGAGGAAGCACCGGUUAUGGCAGAGAAUAUAGAGAGCGGCUUUUGGGUCGUUGGGGUAUUGUUGAUGUUGAUGACUGUUGUAGCUGCGCCAGAUUUUUGGUGGACAGUGGAAGAGUAGAUGGGGAGCGACUUUGUAUUACUGGGAGGUCAGCUGGUGGUUACACGACAUUAGCUGCUCUUGCUUUCAAAAAAGUGUUCAAGGCUGGUGCUUCCUUAUAUGGGGUGGCUGACUUGACCUCUCUGAAAGCAGAAACACAUAAAUUUGAGUUCCACUAUAUCAAUAAUCUUGUUGGGAGUGAAGGUGCUUUCAUUGAGAGAUCUCCUAUCAACUUUGUAGAUAAUUUUGCUUGCCCCGUUAUUUUGUUUCAAGGUCUGGAUGACAAGGUUGUGCCUCCAGAUCAAGCACGCAAAAUCUAUAUGGCCUUGAAGGAAAAAGGGGUACCUGUUGUUCUUGUUGAAUAUGAAGGAGAGCAACAUGGCUUUCGCAAGGUGGAAAACAUAAAGUUCACCCUGGAGCAACAAAUGGUGUUCUUUGCUCGUUUGGUGGGACAUUUCAAGGUCGCUGAUGAGAUAUCUCCUAUCAAAAUUGAUAACUUUGACUAAGCAUUGGUAUGUUGGUGACACUAGCACUCUAGCAGCAUGAAGAGGGUAAGUUUUUAGGUUAGACCAUAUUCCAAAAAUCUUUAUCUAAAAUAAUGUGUAUUCUUCUUUAUGGUCUUUUUGGUCUUGUCACCUUAUUUUAGAUUUUCAUGAGAAUUAAUCUUCAUAAUGUACAAUACUUGACCCUGCACAAUAAGGUGCCGCCAAAGGGCAUCCAGUCUGUACAACUUACUGAGAUUAUAAUCUUGGAUACAAGAAGUAUACUGUUAUUAUAAAAAGAAUUGUAAGGAA